Molecule: messenger RNA, 1935 nt
Organism: Bactrocera oleae (olive fruit fly)
Lineage: Eukaryota; Metazoa; Arthropoda; Insecta; Diptera; Tephritidae
Product: BTB/POZ domain-containing protein KCTD9
Biological process (GO): protein homooligomerization
Molecular function (GO): protein binding
Source: RefSeq, a predicted model, not a curated record
AUUGUUGUAAGAAUAUCGAUAACUGCUUAGUGCAAUAAGUUUUUGUACGCUACGUACUGAGAACUUGGAGAUUAUAAUUAUUUUGACCUUAGCAUAUAGAAGAAUUAUUAUAAAGAGCAUUAUCAGAAAAUUUGUUAAAAUGCUAAUAUAAAUACAACUUUUUAUUUUGGAUAUACGAAAUAAAAAAUAAAUGGAUGAUUGAAAUUUAAGAAAUAAUUUUUAAAAAAUUUAAGAUAUAAUUUUAAAAAAAUUUAACAUUCUGGAUCCUUCGGACCUUAUAUAUACCCCAAAGGAAUGUUGUAAUAAACCAUUUUUUUAUUUUUGUCGUUCAAGACUAAUCACACUAUUUGACGUGAUUACGUAUAUCGAAAGAUCAAAGAAUUGCACACAAAGAAAACAAGGCAAAUGUCAAACCUAAAGGCGAAAAUGGAGCGAACAACUAUUGAUAGUUAUAUAUAUGGAACAAGUACACAUUCUCCAGUAAAGUCCGAACAAUCGAAAAACGCUAAACUAGAUUCAUCUGAUGUAUAUAUUGAAAGCAAUAAAAUUUUUCCUUCUUCAAAAUGGGUAAAAUUGAAUGUUGGAGGAAAGGUGUAUGUAACUACAUUGUGUACGUUAGUUAGUAAGGAGCCGGAUAGUAUGUUGGCACGUAUGUUCUCUCAGGAUGGGAUGUUACCUAGUGAACAAGAUGAACAAGGUGCCUAUCUCAUUGAUCGUAGCCCUCACUACUUUGAACCAAUUAUCAACUACUUGCGGCAUGGGCAACUUAUUGUGGACGCUAACGUGAGUCUAGAGGGUGUUUUGGAGGAAGCUAGAUUCUUCGGUAUAUACUCCCUUAUUACUCAGUUAGAGCCACAACUUCUACAAAUUAAUAGAUCAAUAGACGAUAUACCACUCACUCGACGGGACGUUAUUAAAGCUUUGAUACAAACUCCGCAUGCUAGUGAGUUACGUUUUCAAGGUGUAAAUCUUGCUGGUGCUGACUUGCGUAAGCUUGAUUUUCGCAACAUAAAUUUUAAGUAUGCUUGCAUGCAAAGGUGUAAUUUAUCGCAUGCCAAUUUGACAUAUUGCUGCUUGGAGCGAACGGACUUAGCCUAUGCAAACUUGGAAUGCUCACAGCUGGUGUCAGUUAAGGGUUUGUGUGCCAAUUUGGAAGGUGCCAACUUGCGUGGUUGUAAUUUUGAAGAUCCGACCGGUGUACGUACUAAUCUAGAAGGGGUUAAUUUAAAAGGUGCAUGCCUGGAAAGUAGUAAUAUGGCAGGAAUAAAUUUGCGAGUAGCCAAUUUAAAAGAUGCCAACAUGAAGAACUGUAAUUUGCGGUCUGCAGUACUCGCCGGAGCAGAUUUGGAACGUUGUAACUUGUCUGGUAGUGAUUUGCAAGAGGCCAACCUACGAGGUGCUAAUUUAAAAGACGCCGAAUUGACUCUCAUGGUUACGCCACUACAUAUGGCACAGGCCAUUCGAUGAGGGGUAGCUACAUUGAAUGUUAAAAUUCCCUACCUUAAAUUUCCUGUGAUUUAAAACUCUAUCGAUUUCCUGCUUGUGCUUAAUUCUUGGUUUUAAGAGAGAAACGUACAUACACCUCUACGUAUUUAUUGCGGUUAAGUUAAGGGUCGUAACAGUGAUAGUCUAUAAUAAUAUAGAAAAUAAGACUUUCCAAUUUUAAUCUAGGCUGCGUUUUUCAUAUGUAAAAACGUAUUUAUAUAAAUAAAUGAGUAGAUCGCAGUUAAUAAGAAGUUUGCAUACUAUCAUGUAGACUGAUAUGCAAGUAAAAGUCAUAAACAUUUGUAAUUAUUCUUAUUUGAUUAUAUAAAUAAUUGACUUUGAGACAGAGACUUUUUAUAAUGUUGUUUAUGUUUAAAGUUGAACAAAAUACUAUAAAAUAAUUUAAAAUAAAAUGGUGCCGUACACUAUCAAGCGAUGAAGCUCACAUAA